AUGGGCCGAGAAGGAAAAUGUACGUUCGGAACGCGGAUGCCGAUCGACAUUCACAUGCUUAACGAAAUCAUAUACAGAGAAGUGAAACACUUUCGCAAUUAUAAGAUAUAUAGACCGAACUUUGGAUCUAUACCAGUGACGGGCAAAUUCUAUGCCGCUCAUGACCAGCUCAAAGCAGAAUCGAAAGAGCAAACUGAGAAGGUCGAUAACUAUCAUCACAACGUUGCGCAGACGAGGGCUAAGGGACCACAUAGCAAAUACCCUGCACCGGCGACUGACAACCAAGUUUAUGGCUGGUACGACCAACCAUUAGUUCCAAUGGACCGUAACGACCGACGCUUCUAUCAUCCGAAGAGGGAGAGCUCACACACUAAAGUCGAAAUCAUUAUCCUCAUGUCUAACCCGAGGAAAAGAGGACAAACCUCGCAAGAUGUCCCACGAAAGGUGAAAUAAAUGCCUAAAUUGGAAUUAACAAGCAAAAAAAUAAGAUAAAAAGACACUUCCAAGCGCAGCGUAAACCGCUUUGGGCCAGAUUAUCUCAAGAUCUGUACUCAAACAUUUUAAUACUUUGAUAGCUCUAUACUGCUCAGUAUAAACGUGUUAAUAAAAAUAUGUCUAAUUUAA
Melitaea cinxia (Glanville fritillary) is the source of this 624-nucleotide messenger RNA. RefSeq names its product protein FAM183A-like. The transcript is spliced from 3 exons. The record is from RefSeq and is a predicted model, not a curated record. The coding region runs from base 1 to 453 and encodes 150 amino acids. Gene Ontology annotation, cellular component: ciliary base. Lineage: Eukaryota; Metazoa; Arthropoda; Insecta; Lepidoptera; Nymphalidae.